CACUGAACCCGGCGCAGCCCUCAGCUCUGCUGUGCUGUGCGUUUGGUGAGGGCGGGGCCGGCGCGGAGGAGAGGGGCGGUGCGGAGGAGAGAGGGGAAGAGGAGAUGCUGAGGAGGGAUAACGGCGAAGGCAACAGGUUUCGGCCGCAGGCUGCGGAUGGACAACUGCGGAAAAUCAGGACGAAAAACAGAAAGAAUCUGAAGAAGAACGGAUGAAAGGCGCCAAAACCACCUGAUGCUGCAGCCUAAUCUGGUCACCUGGGACUGAACACACACACACACACGUCCAACAUGGCGUCAGACCCACCCAUCUUGACAGAGCAGGACGAGCUGCAGAGGAGAGCCAAUCAGGUCACAGAUGAGUCCCUGGAAAGUACAAGGAGGAUGAUGCAGCUGGUUGAGGAGAGCAAAGAUGCUGGGAUCAGAGCUUUGGUCAUGCUGGAUGAACAAGGAGAGCAGUUGGAGCGUAUAGAGGAGGGCUUGGAUCAGAUCAACUCUGAUAUGAAGGAGGCCGAGAAAAACCUGACCGACCUGGGCAAGUGCUGUGGCCUGUGCUCCUGUGAUAAACUCAAGGCCUUCGAGGAGAGCGGGGCGUACAAGGCGGUUUGGGGCGGAGCCUCUGGUCAGGAUGGCGUUGUGUCCAGUCAACCGCCGUCGUCUCGGGUCGUCGAUGAGAGGGAGCAAAUGAUCAUGAGCGGAGGAUACAUACGGAGGGUGACUAAUGACGCCCGUGAGGACGAGAUGGAGGAGAAUCUGGCUCACGUCGGCAGCAUCAUUGGAAAUCUGAAAAGUAUGGCUCUGGAUAUGGGCAACGAGAUCGACACGCAGAACGUCCAGAUCGAACGCAUACAGGGCAAGGCUAUUCUCAAUGUGUCCCGGAUUGAUGCUGCCAACCAGAAAGCUAACAAUCUCAUGAAACGAUAGAGGAAGCACUCUUCCAUUUCACUCUUUCUAUAAAUUCAUUCUGUUUUCGCAUGCUGUGCCAACGUGCUGUCCCAUGAACCUAUAGGGUCCAUAAUUCUCAGUAGUGAGGCUAUAGAGACCUCUGAGUUGUUGUAGUAUUCCCGUUCAUUCCUAUACUAUUCUGAUAGUUUUGCUGUGAUACUAUUAUGACGUGUCUUUCUGAAAUGUGUUAUGGGAUUAUUAGAACUGGGUAUGGCGAGGCCUUGGUCACAUCCUCAUGGUGGCCUCUGUGGUCACUCAGCAGAGAGUUAGAUCACAGGAAGCUAUAAUGAUCACUGUGGGGAAACUGGGUCACUGCAGCAGCACCAUCACCACCAACAGCAGCAGAGAGCCGAAUCACCAAACAUGUAAAUCAAGAUGUAAUUUCCAGAGGUGAAGGUGUGGGGAGAAACGCAGCAAAGAAGAGUGGCUCUGUGGGUGGGGACAGGUAUCUUAAGACAAUAAAUCGCCUUCUUCUUCCGCCCAAAUGGAGGAAUAUUAUUAUGUAUGUGUGUGAUGUCCAAAUUUAAAAAUAUAUGUCCAAAUUCAUAAAAAAAAAACAAUCACACUUACCAGCAAGCAGCUUAUUUCCUGGUGUAAACAUCACUGUCACAUACACCCCUCCCCACUUUCUCUUGUUGAAAUGUUCCAUAGUGGUUGAAACAUGUGCGUGGUAGCGCCCUCUGCAGGCCCCGUCAGGUAUUGCCAAGAAGGAAACACGUAUUUGUCCCCAGAGGAGGACCUCUGGCGACACCAAGCGGACAGUUAUGGAACCUGCCCCUCCUGGCCACUCCAUCUUCUUUCUUCUCCCUGUUGAU
Molecule: messenger RNA, 1759 nt
Organism: Toxotes jaculatrix (banded archerfish)
Lineage: Eukaryota; Metazoa; Chordata; Actinopteri; Toxotidae
Product: SNARE_SNAP25N and SNARE_SNAP23C domain-containing protein
Exons: 8
Coding region: 291-923 (210 amino acids)
Biological process (GO): synaptic vesicle priming; exocytosis; synaptic vesicle fusion to presynaptic active zone membrane
Cellular component (GO): plasma membrane; SNARE complex
Molecular function (GO): syntaxin-1 binding; SNAP receptor activity; voltage-gated potassium channel activity
Source: RefSeq, a predicted model, not a curated record